UUAUAUCUCAGUUUUGGUGCUUAUUAUACCAUUUGUCAAUCUUUGUCUCCACUACAUGCUCACAUCACUUCUCUACUUGCAGCAAUCUGUAGAUUUUUCACUGAAUUUCUUAAACUAUAACCCUUUCUCUUUGUCCCUCCAUUUUUUAAAUCCAAACUUGCAUUAUUACAUUCUUAUUAGUCUUAUGCACCACACAUGACACAUACUCCUCUGUCUCUCUAGCUUCUUAUUUGAUUUAACUCUGAAACACUUUUUUUCUUACCCCAGUAAGUUAUGGGAAAAGCUAGCAGGUGGUUGAAGGGGUUAUUGGGAUUGAAGAAGGAGAAGGAUAGCUAUGACAAUUGUGGUUCAAUGGCUGCUUCUACUGACAAGAAGGAGAAGAAACGUUGGAGUUUUGCAAAGUCUGCCAAAGAUGGAGAUUUGACUCAAAAUGCUUCUACAAAUUAUGGAGUCAGGGGCUCUGACUCUGACUCUGCUGAUGCUUGGAUCAGAUCUUGUGCUGCUGAAAAAGGGAAUGAGCAGAACAAGAAUGCCAUAGCCGUGGCAGCCGCCACGGCAGCUGCAGCGGAUGCUGCCGUGGCGGCCGCCAAUGCUGCCAUGGCAGUUGUGAGGCUAACAAGCCAUGGAAGAGGAACAUUGUUUAGUGGAAGCAGGGAGAAGUGGGCUGCAUUGAAGAUCCAAUCUUAUUUCAGAGGUUACUUGGCUAGGAAGGCUCUUAGAGCACUCAAAGGAUUGGUUAAGAUACAAGCUCUAGUUAGAGGGUAUCUAGUUAGGAAAAGGGCUGCUGCAACUCUUCACAGUAUGCAAGCUCUAAUAAGAGCUCAGGUUGCCGCGAGAGCUCGCCGUUCGAUGAUCAAGGCGAAUAGGUUUCAGCCUCAAACUCCUGGAAGAAGAUAUGUGCAAUGGUAUGAUGAAACAAGAAGUGAGUUCCAUAGUAAGAGGCUACUACCAACAAGCAAAUCCUAUGAAACAUCCUUAAAUAUGAAAGGAUUUGAUGAGAGCCCCAAGAAUGUUGAAAUUGAUACAUACAGGCCACAAUCAAGAUCAAGGAGAAUCACAACAACUACUAUGUCUGAGACUCAAGAAGACCACCUUCACUAUCAAGCAAUCUCAGUUCUUGAAUGCAGGCAUCCUCCUCAGCAUUUGGAAUGGUACUCGAACACGGAUGAAUGUGAGAUCGCGACAGCUCGCAGCACGCCUCGUCUGGCGAAUGCUCCGGCUACACCGGUGAAGAGUGUUUGUGGAGACUCCUUUAGGCCUUACUGCAAUUCCCCUAACUACAUGGCCAAUACUCAGUCAUAUAAGGCAAAGGUUAGGUCUCAUAGUGCUCCAAAGCAAAGGCCUGAGCCUAAGAAGAGGUUUUCACUCACUGAAAUAAUGGCAGCAAGAAAUAGCACUAGUGGUGUUAGAAUGCAUUGGUCAUCCAAAUCACACUCUCAAGAUUAUUGCAGUUUUGACAGAGUUGAGAGCAAACUGAAAUAGACAUGCUUAGUAUCUUAAUUUUGGAAUCUGCUACUGUACAUUCUUUUAAAAUGAGUUUGUUAUCUGCUAUGUUCCUUACUUCCUUUUCUUUUAAAGAGUUUGUUAUCUACUUUUGUUUUUGUGUUUGGAUUAGUUUAUCAAAACCUUUUUAGAUUGAUAA
Molecule: messenger RNA, 1642 nt
Organism: Arachis ipaensis
Lineage: Eukaryota; Viridiplantae; Streptophyta; Magnoliopsida; Fabales; Fabaceae
Product: protein IQ-domain 26-like
Molecular function (GO): protein binding
Source: RefSeq, a predicted model, not a curated record